AAACUUGGGAGAGGGACCAUCUUCGAGUCUUCUUCACCAGAGCGCCUGCUGGUCCUGGCAUGAUGAGCUGGCUGGUCUGCUUCCUGCUACUGUGCUCCCCAGCUGUGGCCCAGUUGCACAGAGACCCCACGCUGGACGGCCACUGGACUCUCUGGAAGAAAAUCUAUGGCAAAGAAUACAGAGAAAAGAAUGAGGAAGAAACGCGGCGGCUAAUCUGGGAGAAAAAUCUGAAAUACGUGACAAUUCAUAAUCUGGAACAUUCGAUGGGAAUGCAUUCGCAUGACCUUACCAUGAACAACCUGGCAGAUAUGACCAGUGAAGAAGUGUUGUCCUUGAUGGGUUCUUUGAGAGUUCCCAGCCAGUGGCAGAGAAACGUGACUUACAAGGCAGCUCCUAACCAGAAACUACCUGAUUCCGUGGACUGGAGAGAUCAGGGAUGUGUCACUGAAGUGAAGUACCAGGGCGCAUGUGGGGCCUGCUGGGCCUUUAGCGCCGUGGGGGCCUUGGAAGCGCAGCUGAAGCUGAAAACAGGAAAACUGGUGUCGCUCAGUGCACAGAAUCUGGUGGAUUGCUCCAAGAACGAAAAGUAUGACAAUAAAGGUUGCAACGGUGGCUUCAUGACCCAGGCUUUCCAGUACAUCAUUGACAACAAUGGGAUCGACUCUGACAUUUCCUAUCCCUACAAAGCCAUGGAUGGAACGUGCCAGUAUGAUGUAAAAAAUCGAGCUGCUACGUGUUCAAAAUACGUUGAACUCCCCUAUGGCGAUGAAGAAAGCUUGAAAGAAGCAGUCGCCAAUAAAGGGCCUGUGUCUGUUGCUAUCGAUGCAAGUCAUCCUUCCUUCUUCCUCUACAGAAGCGGUGUCUACUUUGAUGCAGCCUGCACUGAUAAAGUGAACCACGGUGUACUCGUGAUCGGCUACGGUAACCUGGAUGGGAAAGAUUACUGGCUGGUAAAAAACAGCUGGGGCCUCAACUUUGGUGACCAAGGAUAUAUUCGGAUGGCAAGAAAUAGUGGAAAUCAUUGUGGGAUUGCUAGCUACCCUUCUUACCCAGAAAUCUAGAAGAUCACUUCAUUUUGCAGCAGGCCAUGAAGAACAAAACACCGCCUCAGGUUAAUUUUACCUGCCGUAAUCACUAGAAAUAAGUGGACUGUAUCUCCUUACUGUACUACAAAAUAAAGUUUAACUUUUGUAUUUCUUGAUUUUGUAGAUCUUGGGGGGGGGGAUGACACAGACUAAGUGAACGAAAAAUGUGCUAUUGACAUAACUGCAUGAGAAAUGAUAAGCCCAAAGAAAUCUGUCGUGUUUAUCAUUGUCAAUUUUUGCAUUCUAUCUGUUAAAGUCACCUGAUAUCAUUUUUAACUUGAUAAUCAUUAAUAAACAGUUCUUUUGAAUCAUUA
Suncus etruscus (white-toothed pygmy shrew) is the source of this 1399-nucleotide messenger RNA. RefSeq names its product cathepsin S (gene CTSS). The record is from RefSeq and is a predicted model, not a curated record. Gene Ontology annotation, molecular function: cysteine-type endopeptidase activity. Gene Ontology annotation, biological process: immune response. The transcript is spliced from 8 exons. Bases 60 to 1061 code for a protein of 333 amino acids. Gene Ontology annotation, cellular component: lysosome. NCBI's taxonomy places the organism in Eukaryota, Metazoa, Chordata, Mammalia, Eulipotyphla, Soricidae.